AGCCUGCAAGCUUGGAUAUCAUUAUCAUUGAAUAGGUAGUCACUGAUAUCAUAGAAGCAACUCUUGUGGUGCUUUUAAGAGAAGUUUCCUGCAGAAUACAGAUAAACAAGUGCAUUAACCAAGUCACAAGUGUUCAUCCCCUCCUCCAAAUCAAGCAUAAAUGGCUUCCCAAGCACCUAAGCUUCACUUUGUCCUCUUUCCCCUCAUGUCCCCAGGCCACAUGCUCCCCAUGAUAGACCUUGCAACAAUAUUAGCACACCAGAACAUAAUUGUCACCGUUAUCACAACCCCACACAACGCUGCUCGUUUCUCAGAAACCUUCACUCGCGCUUCCGAAUCCGGCCUUCAACUCAGAUUAGUCCAGCUCCAAUUCCCAUCUAAAGAUGCUGGAUUCCCAGAAGGGUGUGAGAAUUUUGACAUGCUUCCAUCCAUGAGCAUGGGAUAUGAUUUUUUCAAAGCAGCAAACACAAUUCUGCAGGAACCAGCUGAAAAAGUGUUUGAAGAGUUAACACCAAAUCCAAACUGCAUAAUAUCUGAUGUUAGUUUCCCAUAUACUGCUGAAAUAGCCACCAAGUUCAAUAUUCCCAGGAUUUCCUUCUAUGGAGUGAGUUGCUUCUGUCUUCUCUGGCAGAUGAAUUUGUUAACCUCUCAGGUUCUGGAAAACACAGCCACAGAUUCGGAAUACUUCGCCAUACCCGGAAUUCCUGACAAAAUUGAGAUCACUAGAGCUCAGAUGCCAAGUUCAAGUAAUGGAAACUGGAAGGAGUUUGUUGACAAAAUGGCUGCAGCUGAAAUGGUUUCUUAUGGGGUGGUGGUGAAUUCUUUUGAGGAGUUGGAGCCAGACUAUGCAAGGGAUUUCAAGAAGGUUAAGAAUGAUAAACUCUGGUGUGUUGGCCCUGUGUCACUCAGCAACAGGAAUCACCUGGAUAAGGCUCAGAGAGGGAACAAGGCUUCAGUUGAUAUGGAAAGUUGCAUGAAAUGGCUUGAUUUGCAAAAUCCAAGUGGGGUUAUCUAUGUGUGCCUAGGAAGCAUUUGCAAUUUAAGUCCUUUGCAGUUUAUUGAGAUUGGUAUGGCCUUAGAGGAAUCUAAUAGGCCAUUCAUUUGGGUUAUAAGGGAAAGAAAUCAAACAGAAGAGUUGAAAAGUUGGAUUGAGGAAUCUGGAUUUGAGGAAAGGACUAAAGGGAGAGGACUUUUGAUCAAGGGUUGGGCUCCUCAGGUAUUGAUACUAUCACACCCUGCAAUUGGAGGGUUCUUAACACACUGUGGUUGGAACUCAACCUUGGAAGCUGUAUGUGCUGGUGUGCCAAUGCUUACUUGGCCAUUAUUUGGAGACCAAUUCUUCAAUGAGAAGUUCAUUGUGGAAAUAUUGAGAGUUGGGGUGAGUGUUGGAGUGGAGAGUCCUGUGAACUGGGGUGAUGAAGAGAAAGCUGGGGUGUUGGUGAAGAAAGAAGAUGUUCAGAAUGCUAUACAGAAGUUAAUGGAUGAGGCAAAUGGAAGUGAAGAGAGAAGGGAAAGGGCUAAGAAACUUGCUGAGAUGGCCAAGAGAGCUGUAGAAGAAGGAGGAUCUUCUCACUCAAAUGUGACACUACUAAUCCAAGAUAUCAUGCAACAGUCCAACUAAGAAAGUUUCUUUGGGUAGUCAAAACUGCAGGAGAAAAAAUUUCAGAGCUCAACUUUUCAGGAUGGUAAUAGAAGUUUUGAGGAGAAAAUUUCCAAGCUUUGUUGCUCUAUUCAUCCUCAUGUAUGUCAUCUUAGAGAAUGAAAAGAGCAACUGAUCUUGGAAAGAUAACAAGAAUGCAGGAGGAUGGUUCAUCCCACUUCAACAUUUCAUGCUGAGUUCAAGGUAUAAUGAAACAUUUAUAUACUAAAUAUGAGUUAUACAUCAAGUAAAUUAUUGGGUUUGUUACAGCUUGUGCUUCUCAGUGAGAGAACAUUGUUUUAGCUUACAAGUAUUCUCAGCUAUAAGUAAACUCAUCCUUCAGCCUUAUACAA
Messenger RNA from Lotus japonicus, 1992 nucleotides. RefSeq names its product UDP-glycosyltransferase 73C6-like. Bases 161 to 1621 code for a protein of 486 amino acids. The record is from RefSeq and is a predicted model, not a curated record. Gene Ontology annotation, molecular function: UDP-glycosyltransferase activity. NCBI's taxonomy places the organism in Eukaryota, Viridiplantae, Streptophyta, Magnoliopsida, Fabales, Fabaceae. The transcript has a single exon.